This is a messenger RNA of Endocarpon pusillum Z07020, 474 nucleotides long. RefSeq lists its product as uncharacterized. The transcript has 2 exons. The record is from RefSeq and is a predicted model, not a curated record. Gene Ontology annotation, biological process: mitochondrial outer membrane translocase complex assembly; protein insertion into mitochondrial outer membrane. NCBI's taxonomy places the organism in Eukaryota, Fungi, Ascomycota, Eurotiomycetes, Verrucariales, Verrucariaceae. Bases 1 to 474 code for a protein of 157 amino acids. Gene Ontology annotation, cellular component: mitochondrial outer membrane.
AUGUCGAACAAUAUCUCGUCGUUGCCGCCCUCAAAGGAACAGCCAUCACCAUCGCAAGAUCUAUCCGCCUCGGGCCUUACCAUUCCGUCCGACUCCGAAGCCUUCUCGUCAAUCUCACCACCAUCUACCUCCCCACCGCAGUCAUCCAACAAUAACAACAACGAUGAUAACAAUGGCAGUCAUGAGCAGAAGGUAGUGAUAUACGGGCGGCCUACAAUCUGGAGCUUAGCAAGGGGCGCGGCGAUCAAUCUGCUGUUGCCGUUUGUCAAUGGGAUGAUGCUUGGAUUGGGGGAGUUGCUGGCACAUGAGAUUGCCUUUAGAUGGGGAUGGGGCACGACGCAGAUAUUCCCAAAGCAUAGAUCAUCAGCAAGAACAGUAGGUCCGGGGGUGGAGAUGCGCGAAGACCCUGUGGAGCGGAGGAAGCGACAAGGAGGAAUAGAUCCAGAUCUAAUGGAUGCUACAUCAUUGGAAUGA